UUAAUUUUGAAAUUCAUAACCGGAACUCACGUCAUUCACUCUGCGUAACUUGAUCGACAUACUUUUUGACGGUUAGCAUGUUAGCAAGGAGCUGCUAACUAUCCGAAACUCUUCAGAUAACAUGUCCGUAAAAUAGUCAGCGCGAAGUUAAAAAGUACGGAGUGUUUUUGUAGUUUUAGUUCGUGAAUCCCUCACUUGUCCGAGGAUGUUUUCGUCUGCCUGGAAUUUUAUUAAACGCCACAAAAGGAAAUUUAUCUUCGCCGGAGCUGUAGUUGGAGGAGUUUACUUCCUGGGUAAAUAUGCCCAGAAGAAGAUCAGGGACAUCCAGGAGAGGGAGGCGACGGAGUACAUUGCUCAGGCCAGACGGCAGUUCCACUUCGAGAGCAACCAGAGGACGUGCAACAUGACCGUGCUGUCUAUGCUCCCUCCGCUGAGAGAAGCCAUCGUCAAUCAGCUCAACUCAGAGAGUCUCACUGCACUACUCAAGACCAAACCAGCCAAUAAACUAGAGAUCUGGGAAGAUUUAAAGAUCAUCAGCUUCACUCGCACCAUCGUGGCGGUGUACAGCACCUGCAUGCUGGUGGUUCUUCUGAGAGUCCAGCUGAACAUCAUAGGAGGAUACUUGUACCUGGACAACUCUGUAGGCAAGAACGCAGUGACUCCUCUGGCUCCUCCAGACGUCCAGCAGCAGUACCUGUCCAGUAUCCAACAUCUACUGGGAGACGGUUUGACAGAGUUGAUGACGGUGGUGAAGAAAGCGGUUCAGAACUCACUGGGAAGGGUGUCGUUGAAGCAGAGUCUGUCCCUGCUGGAGUUGGAGCAGCAGGUGAGCUGGAUCAGAGCGGAGGUGGAGGCCGGCUCCGAGCGCCGUCUGUCCUGGUACAUGCUGGCUGACGACGAGAACGCGCUCGCCGACCAGGCAUGCGGUUUGACAGAAAACGACGUAACAACCAUCCGACUGUUAAACGAGACCAGAGACAUGUUGGACAGUCCAGACUUCAGCACCGUUUUAAACGCCUGUCUUCAUCGGGGUUUCUCUCGUCUCCUUGACAACCUGGCCGAGUUCUUUCGCCCGCCUCCCGGUGACUCCGCCCCCAGCUCUGCACCUGAUAGUCUGUCUGCAGUCAGUCUGCCGCUGGCGAAGAUCAUCCCCAUCAUCAACGGUCAGAUCAACACCAUCUGCAGCGAGACGCCCAGUCACUUUGUUCAGGACUUGCUGAUGAACGACCAGGUGAAAGAGUUCGCCGCCAACGUCUACGAGACCUUCAGCACGCCGCAGGAGCUGCAGAAAUAACACGACGACAGGAAGCGAGAUAAAAGCCCCGAAAAGACUUUUAUUCCCUCCUUCCUGUUUUCUGGCGAGACUCUUCUUCUUCCCUCCUCGAGAUCCUCGCAGACUUUUUUUUUCCGCUCGGUGAAAGAUUUGUGGCUUAAAAAAAACGUCCACAGAACAGAACAGAACGGUGGAAAGGAGGACGGCACCUGCGUCGGGUUUGCCUGUGAAUAACCCCCCGGGGGACCACACUGCAUCUUGGGAGGCCUCAUUUAUAAACCUGGUAAUGUGGGUUUUAUUCGCCCUGAGCGGUGGAGGAGGGGAAGGUAAGCAGGAAAAACAACAAACUGUCGGUGAUUGGACCUUUCACAGGCGGGAUUAUACUGAAUUAUCGUCAGUUUAUUCUGUUGAAACGACAGAUUUUAUGAUGGUUUUUCCCCCUUUUUUUUUUUUUUUUUUUUCUAUCAGCGGCGGCGGCGGUGAGUGUUUUAUGUCUGAUUGUGUCUCCAACACUUUGGUUGUGUGUGUUUUUAGAUCAGAAGGGUUUACAAGUGUAUAAAUCAACUUUUUUUUUUGUUUUCCACACUCAUUAAUCAGGGCGGUAGAGGGACGUACGGAGGGUCGGAUGCACAAAAACUGCUGAUUUUUUUUUCUUUUUUUUGUGCUAAUACUUUUAAACUUUCUCAUCAUGGUUGGAAAAAGUAUCUGCAGCAGCUUGUUGAUCAUUCGGGGAUAUUAAAAACUUAAAAAAAUAGUAAAAAGACAAAGAAACAGAUUAAAUUAUUGUAUUAAAACAGUCGACACCUUUUCGUUUAAUUCUACACUCAAUCUGUCGUCAUCUGUUUAAAAAAUUGCAUUUUUAAUUUUCAUGUUUAAAAGAUGCAAACACAGCUGUUCGGGUGCAGAGUCAGAAAGUUGUUCAUGACUUUAAAAAAAGCACAUUUAUUAUCAUUUUUUCUGUCUUCCAUGUUUUCAGGUGUAGUUCUUCUUCUUGUCCAGCAGGUGUCGCACUCUCUCAGCUUGUCGUCUUCGUAGGGAAUCACUUUAAACCAACAUACUUCACAUGAAGGGCUUCAUUCCAAACAUCUCCUGGUUUUUAUUUUUUAGGAUCAAAUCAGUACUCAGUAUUUCUGUAACAUUUCAUUCCUCACAGUCAGUUUUAAUCAUCCACCAGGUUUUUACUGUAAUAGCAACAUUUUCUCACUAAUUGUCAGACGUAUUGUUUCGGAAUGACAUCAGUUCAGUUUGUUUCUUACUCAUUUGUUUGUUUCUGUUUUUUUUUUUUCCACAGAAUUAUUUGUGUGUUUUGACAUCAUGAAACACUGAAUUUUAAAAGUCUUUCUGCCUGGAAGUUAUAAGACAUGUUUACACAGAAGAAUCGGUGACGUUUCUCUUGAUUUUAGUCGACACGCGACUUGAGUCAGCGAGAUGAGUUAUUCUCAGACACGCAUAGACUGAACGGACAGCGAUGGGUUUCACUAGUGAAUUAUGAACCGUUUUUUCUCAUUUUCAUGCCUGUAAACUACUUUUAAAAACUUCUUUUUUUUUGACAGCACUCAUGUCAACUCUUAUUUAAAAGCCACAGAAACACAACAGCUGCUCGUUACUGCGGUUACAGGUGCGUUACAUCAUCCAGACGCCUGUAAUCAUAGAAAUAAACACCCUCUCUAAGUGUUACUACAUUAUUCUGACAGAUCUGUUUUUCCCAAAUACCACAUAGGCUUUGAUUUAUCACACCUCUCAGCCAGGCGGGUGGGGUUAGCUACAUGUGAAUGUAGUGGAAAGUAGAUUUUUUUUAAAUUAAUCUGUCCGUCAGGAACUUCAGGACAAAAUAGUUUUAUUCAGUCCACGUCAUCUGUUUUAGUUCCUAAUUUGAGUUCAGUGCUGUUACUCCGAAAAUCCUCUGAUUGGUUGCACAAGUCCGACUAUAAAAGAGUAAAAACUGAAGCAAAGUUGUGGGAUUAUGCAGAUGAGAUUUAACAGAAACUAACAUACAGAUUUAAAAAUAGUGAAUCCGCUUCCUUCAGUUCUAUUGGUGGGUGACGGUUUUUUUUUUUUUUUUGGUGUCAUCCGGAGGUCAAAGGUCAGAUUUCGGUGAGAUGAGAGAACAUCAAGUGUUUCCUGGGUUUACGCAAUUAACGCGGCGGUCAUGUGAGAAUGUACAACCCUUGUAUGUAAUCGAUGAUGUCAUGCGUUUUGCAAGCAUAACAUCCUUAAUGACAGUUGAAAUGUAUGUUUGUAGCAAUUUAUUGAAGAGAUAAUAAAUGUUGAAAAGCGAUUUAAUUAUA
Molecule: messenger RNA, 3561 nt
Organism: Thunnus maccoyii (southern bluefin tuna)
Lineage: Eukaryota; Metazoa; Chordata; Actinopteri; Scombriformes; Scombridae
Gene: pex3
Product: peroxisomal biogenesis factor 3
Exons: 12
Coding region: 206-1294 (362 amino acids)
Biological process (GO): protein import into peroxisome membrane
Cellular component (GO): peroxisomal membrane
Molecular function (GO): protein-macromolecule adaptor activity
Source: RefSeq, a predicted model, not a curated record